This is a messenger RNA of Apis dorsata (giant honeybee), 2502 nucleotides long. Its product is annotated as hybrid signal transduction histidine kinase G-like. NCBI's taxonomy places the organism in Eukaryota, Metazoa, Arthropoda, Insecta, Hymenoptera, Apidae. The coding region runs from base 493 to 2256 and encodes 587 amino acids. The transcript has 8 exons. The record is from RefSeq and is a predicted model, not a curated record.
UAUCAAGUGCCAGUAUCUGAAGGGGGAGGGGCAAUGAAGCUUUUAGUAGCCGCCAUGUUUUUCUCUGAGUGGGGUGUGUAGAAGAGGCCGGGGUGAAAAUCAUCUCUCGAGGCAUGCAGUGUCAAAAUGGGAAGGAGACUAUAUUUGUUAUCCUUCACUAAGACCUGCCAGCCUCAUUUCCACAAGAUAUCCACCACCUGCACAAGAACUAAGUAAUUUUUAAUAUCAACGUAACUGAAAUCACAAGAAGUACCACCAUUGAUUGUGGGCAACGAAACUAAAAGUGAGAAAUUAUAAGUAACAAAGAAAAAAAAAAAGAACAUUUAUCAAGCUAGUAAAUGUCAAGGUGGUGGAUUCAGUAAAAUUCAGAAACAUUAAAGGACAAUAAUAUAAUACAGUAACUCUAUUGUAAAUAGGAGAGAAGAUGAUCACCCUGGAGGUAGUGAAGCCUGUAAAAGUUCCUGGGUCUAGGAGGAGCUUUAUUAAAAGGAAAUGAGGAAUCCGGCAUUGCAUCUGGUCGGAAUAGCGACGUCCCCUGGUGGAGGUGAAGUUUUUGGUACCAGGGCCGAGGAGGAGUUGCGCCAGUGGCUCGAGACACGCUUGGACGCAUUGGGAAUUGACCCCGUUGCGUACUCGCGAUUUGUGCUCAGCCUAUUGCGCUGCCCCGACUCGGCCCUAAGCCCACCAGAAGAAGCAGUAGGUACAGGUAGAAACGGAGGGCGUCGCAUUCGGGCCCGACCUAAAGCAAAACUGCCCACGCAAGGAGAUAGAGAGCAAAGACGUGCUGUCGUGCAAUGUUUAACAAGUGCUGCUGAUAAUAAGUGUGGUGUGGAAACGUUGGUCGACGAAUUAUGUAUGAAACUUAGAGACUUGGAAGGAGGCGGUUCAGAUGAAAAGGAAGAAGAAUUUAAGAAGUCCAAUGAUGAAAAUAAAACAAAUUUAGAGUCGCUUACACCUCGCGACAGAGCUCUCAGAUAUUACGCGGCAUUUCCUGCUUUACAACCUACAACCUUGAAAAAAUUUUCUCAGAAAAAAGAUCGGAAUUUUGGAAAUAAUAAUAAUAAUAAUAAUAAUAAUAAUAACGGAGUCAACUAUAAUAAUAAUAAGAAUACUAAUAAAUCUCGCAAUAAAAAAACAAAAAUGUCUAUUAGUAUUGACUCACGAAGAUCAGAAGAAAAAGAAAGUUUUGGAUUUGCUAAAUCAAUGGAACUUGAAAGAGAAAAAGAACUAGAAUUGGAAUUGGAUAAACUUCGAUUGGCACAAUUGCAAGCAAAGUUUGACGAGAGUUUGGAAGCACUUUGGGAUUCAGGACCAGGCAAUGCACAAGACACGGCUUCGAUUUGGGCAGCACCUACACUUUCUAUUCCUUCAGGACCCCUUUGGCCGACAGAUACUACCGAGACAAUCUUUACUUUAUCCACCUCAGACAAUGGUUAUGCUACUGACACGCCGUAUCAGGAAUCUAUUGUUGACGACUCGCCGCUUAUUCCAUGGGACAUCGAUUUAAUCAGCAUUGAAGAUUAUGCGGAUGAAUAUAGUAACAAGAAUAAAUCAGAGAACAAUGUUAACUGGUCUGACUCAGCUAUGGAUGGAUCAUGGUGCUGGAAAGGGCUUGGUAGUAAUUUAGCUACCUUGGGCCACAGUCCUCAGACAGGUAGCUGCUUCUUUCCAGUCGCUCCGCGUAAAACUCCCAUUGGAACACGCAAAGAAUCUCGUUCAAAUCUGAAAGUAAACAGCCUUCCAGAACCGGACGAGGAUUUGCUUACUUCCGCUCGCACACACUUUCGUCCAAUAAAGGAUGAUGGUCAGUGGGCCGAUGGGACUACAUUUCCUGUGAACAAUACUUUAGAGCGGGUCGCAUAUCGCAGAUCUGAGUCAGGAAACUUGUUAUAUCUACCUGGUGGAGAGAGUCCUUACAUGGAGUAUCGAGAGAACGACUCAUCGCUUUCUCCAGUAUCUUCGAAUUUAACGUUGAAAUUCAGGGUGCGUCAAUGCGACAAGUGCGUUCAAACCGAGCCCAUUCGAUCUCCGGUCAAACGCAGAAUUCUCUCCGAACAGGAUCAUUUUCAUUAUACUCCAAUUGGAGUGGAAGAUACUGUUAUUCGCGAAGAAGAGAAUGUCGAGAAAGAUUGCUAUGCAUUGGGUCAACUGGGCUGGGUACGAUCUAAUGUACCUCUGCACAAUGAUAGGAAAAGAAGGCACAGUAGCAGUUUCGGAUGCCAGCCUCUGACGACUUUGCGUCCGUUGACCUUAUGAACUGGAACUUAAUAUGAGCUGCUACAAAUGCUAUGUGACUGGAAGGUUUGAGGUGUAGUUAUGCUUUUUUCUCAAGAUGACGACGUAAAUUGUUAACAGAGAAAGAAAAAUAAAAGAAUAUGACAUCGGGGGGCCUCUUGGCAUGUGGAAUUUGUUAUGCAUGUAUCCAAGAUGGUGCCGUUAAAUGAAAAAAAAAAAAAUGUAUCCCCCGUUGUCGUUGAACAGAGUAAAAAAAAAAAAAAAAAA